UGUUAGGUGACUGGCAGCGAUCCAACAAACUUUCACAAUCCACUGUAAGGAAGGACAUUUGAUUAUACAAAUGCUCUUUUACAAACUGCGUUAGUAACUUUGAUUAAAGUUGGAGUGAGUUUAGCCAUGGCAGACGCCGACGGCCGGGAUCGCGCGGAGGAACAGGGCGCGGGGGGCGAAGAUUUCAUCGAUGACCCCAUCAUGGUACAGGGGGCUUUGAUUCUGAGAGGGUAUGUGAUGCACUGUAUCAGCGCCAAUGACCCGGCCAUGCAGGUCUCCUCUGAGGACCUGGGUGGGGCCCGCAAAGAGCAGCAAGACCCUCAGAUCAAGGAGGUGGUGGAGAUGCUGCGGAAAAAAUCCGACGUCCUGGACCAGAACACUGAGUUUGAGAACCUGAUCAGCCAGGUCCAGGGGAACUGUGUCCAGGACGUCUUGAUGAAGGUGGCUAAGAGCAUCUUCAAUGACGGCAUCACCUGGGGCCGUGUGACGUGCCUCUUCUACCUCGCCUACAAAUUCAUCUACAAGGCGGCUGACCAUAUGAACCACAUGGAGAACAUCCGGAUCAUCAUCAGCUGGGUGCUGCAGUUCAUCAGGGAGCAGCUGCACACCUGGAUCGCUCAGCAGGGGGGCUGGGGGAGAAAGGAGGGCGUGGUCAGGGGUAUCUCCCGCUGGCGGACGGUGACGGCGCUGGCCUCCGUGGUGCUGGUGGUGGCCUUCGUCUACUACAGGGAGUCGCGCUAACGAGCCCCGGAGGCACUUCCUGUGGAGGGGAAGCUCAGUCAUCCUCCACACACUACUCCCUCUGCCGAGGCCCAGAGCCGUGUCCCGCCGUAUUACUCCUUCCCGUCGCGUCUCAGGGGUCCAAGGACUAAAACAUGCAAUAGAUAAAUCAGGUGAUGAUGAGGAAUGUGCUUUCUUUUAUUCUGCUUUACUGGCUGGGGGGGAGACUUUACUAACAAAGAUUGUUCUUAUCGUUAUUUUGUUCAUGUUGUGGAUUCCCUCUUGUCAGCGGAAAAUGAUCUCUGCUGAACAAGUGACCUUAUGUUUAUUUUUUUAAGAUUUUAAUGUUGGGGUUUUAAUUUGCGGGAGAUUUCCCCUAAUCGUUCAAAGUCCUUUGAGACUGUAAUGUGGAACCUGAGGGCAAAAAGGGUCAAAAGGGUAGCUGGGGGGUAUAAAGUCUAGCUUCUAGCUAGGGGUAUAGAGUCUGGCUUCUAGCUGGGGCUAGGGGAGCUUCAGUGACUCUGUUGGUCUCUCAUGGUAGGCCUACCGUCUCACACUUUGAAAAACCCUGCUCUAGACUAUACCCUUUCACUCAAGGUCAAGGUCAAGGUUAAACUUUAUUGUCCCUGUGGGGAAAUUUGUCUUGGGCACAGUGUAUCAUUGCUAUCUUAACAUACACAGAGUACAAAAUAACAAAAAAACACAACCACAGACACAAACACAACCAGACAAACCAACAUUUUAACAUCGAGAACAUCACGCUUGACUUAAAUUGCCCCUUGCUGUAUAACAUAGAAAUCUACAGUAUGGGGAUAAAGUGCAAGUGUUUACUGCACUAGAACUUAUGGAUAUUGUGCUAUGUGCUAAAGUGCUUAGUUCUAAAGUGCUAUGUGCUAAAGUGCUAUGUGCUGAAGUGCUAACUUACUUAUUGCACAUUAUUCUAUUGCACAUUGUUCGUCAGCUUAAUGGAGGCUGGGACAAAUGAUAAUUUAAGGCGGUUAGAUUUGCAUAGCGGCACACAGAGUCUUCUCCCUGAUGGCAGGGUUUCAUAUUCAGGUAAGAGUGUGUUGGGAGUUGGAAAUUAUUUUCUUUGCUUUUCUCCUAACUGCCUGCUCAUAGAUGCUCUGUAUAGGCUCAUAUUCUUUCCUCCCUACGAUUUUCAUUGCUGUUUUGUGCAUGCUGGCCAGUUUGCUUCUUAGCUUAACGGUUAGGUUGCCAAACCGUGAGGUGAUCGCAUAUCUAAGGAUGCUCUCUACAAUGGCACGGUAGAAAAUCAUCAUGAUGUGGCUGCGCUUACCGUGUACAAUCUUCGCAAAUUUCCCCAUAUAGUUGUUAGGGUGCACAGUCCUACAAUCAUUGGUGUACAAUGUAAACAGUGUUGGCGAUACAACGCAACCCUGUGGGACUCCUGUGUUGCAGUGUUUGUCUUUUGUUGACCUUCACUUGCUGUGUUCUGUUCGUUAAAAAAGAGUAAAACCAUUUGAUCAAGGUGGUGUUUACACUCAUGACUUUGAGAGUAUGUGAAUUUGCACUCUAUUAAAAGCU
Molecule: messenger RNA, 2265 nt
Organism: Gadus chalcogrammus (walleye pollock)
Lineage: Eukaryota; Metazoa; Chordata; Actinopteri; Gadiformes; Gadidae
Product: apoptosis regulator BAX-like
Exons: 6
Coding region: 127-741 (204 amino acids)
Biological process (GO): extrinsic apoptotic signaling pathway in absence of ligand; mitochondrial fusion; positive regulation of apoptotic process
Cellular component (GO): mitochondrial outer membrane
Molecular function (GO): protein homodimerization activity; channel activity; protein heterodimerization activity
Source: RefSeq, a predicted model, not a curated record